This is a messenger RNA of Pelagomonas calceolata, 1420 nucleotides long. NCBI's taxonomy places the organism in Eukaryota, Pelagophyceae, Pelagomonadales, Pelagomonadaceae. The record is from the annotation of a GenBank genome assembly.
AUGCUCCUCCAAUCUCUCGCGGCGGUCCUACUCGGCGCCGCCGGCCGGGCCGAGCUCUUCCUCGAGGCCGACGUCGCGGCGUUGUCGGAGCGCGCGCGACACGCGCUGCGCCGCCACUGGGAGGGCAACCCGCGCGCGCGCAAGCCGCGCUUCCUGGUCAACGACGAGAUGCUCGCGAGCAUGCCGCUCCUGCGGGAGGGCCUCUGCCGCUUCGAGGGCCGCUUUCGGGCCGCGCGGCCGCCGCGGCGGGCUCGGCGCCGCCCGUUUGGCGUCGUUUUCGUCGGCGACAGCACGAUGCGGAACCUGUUCCACGCGCUGUGCCUCGCGAUGAACGUGCGGCAGCGCGGCGACGACCAGGGCGCGCAGCCCGUGGCGACGUGCGCGGGGCGCCUCGCCGCGCCGGCGGCGCGCGCGAGGCGGCGUCGCGGCGAGUGCGGCUGCGCCGAGGAGGCCGCCUUUCGCGCGACGCGCGAGUGUGGCUGCGCCGGGUCCCUGCUGCUGAGGCCCGACGUCGCGGCCGCGUACGCCGGGAGCACGGACGUCGACCCCCGGGCCGUCGGCCGGGCGGCGGGCGCGCUGGGCGGGCCGGUCGACGCCGUCGUCUUCGGCGCGGGCCUGCGUGGAAAUCAAGCGGUGACUUCGGCUGUCCUGAGAACUAUUGCGGAGACCUUCGUGAGCCUCCACGCCAUCGAGCCGCUGCGGUCGCGGGGACGACGUCGCGUCGACGGCGUGAAGCCUCCGCGCCAUCGAGCAGACGCAGCUACGGAGACGACGUCGCGUCGAUGGCGUGGGGCGCCCGAAAUUUGAUUGCCACGUAGGUGCGGGCCUGUGGCUGCAGUGGCCGACGCCGUUCGCCCCGGCGCCGGCGGCGUGGACGUCGUACGCCGGCUUCGUCGGCUACGAGGCCGCGCUGCGGCGGGCCGCGGGGCAGUACGCGCGCGACGCGCCGGGCGCGACCGUCGUGGCGUCGACGACGCACUCGCAGUGCGACGCCGCCUUCACGCGCGACUUCCGGCGGGUCGCGGACGAGGCGCGGCGGCGGGGCCGCGUGGCCGCGUCGGCGGGCUGCGCGGCGUGGCUCCGCGACCGCUUCGGCGACGUCGACGCCGCGCGCCACUGCGCGGCGGGGCUGCGCGGGCGGGACGCGUCGGCGGCGCUGAACGCGCGGCUGCGCUCGGCCCUGCCCGACGUCGACGUCGUCGACGCGUUCGCGCUCACGGACGGCCGCUGCGAGGAGAACCUGCCCGGCGACGCGAUGCACUUCCACGGCCUGUUGUACGACGAACUGACCCUCGUCCUGGAGGCCCUGGGCUGGCGGCCGACGGCGCGGCCGGUGGGCUGCCCGCGCGCGCGGCGCGGCUGGAACGCAUCCUCCGCCGCGGAGACGUCUGAGGCGCCGCGGCGGCGAGUUGUUGUGUAA